CAAGAGCAAAGUAUUCAUUGAUGGAGGGAGAUCAACAAGGCUCUCAUUACUCUUUUCCACCUGGCUUCAGAUUCCACCUUUCUGAUGAAGAACUCAUAGUUCAUUACUUGCAAAACAAAAUCAGUUCACGUCCACUUCCAGCAUCUAUCAUAGCUGAAAUAGAUCUCUAUAAGUAUAACCCGUGGGAGCUACCUAAUAAGUCUUUGUUUGGGGAGGAAGAGUGGUAUUUCUUUAGCCCGAGAGACAGAAAGUACCCAAAUGGGUUGAGGCCAAACAGGGCAGCAGCCUCAGGAUACUGGAAAGCAACUGGAACUGACAAGCCAAUUCUUUCUUCAAGUGGAUCAAAGCGCAUAGGAGUGAAGAAAGCUCUGGUGUUUUAUUCAGGUCGACCUCCUAACGGAUCUAAGGCGGAUUGGAUAAUGAAUGAAUAUAGAUUGAUUGACACAGCCACUUCAUCCUCCAGGCUAAAAAUUGGA
Messenger RNA from Cajanus cajan (pigeon pea), 476 nucleotides. Lineage: Eukaryota; Viridiplantae; Streptophyta; Magnoliopsida; Fabales; Fabaceae. The record is from RefSeq and is a predicted model, not a curated record.